Messenger RNA from Gekko japonicus, 4834 nucleotides. RefSeq names its product Rho GTPase activating protein 1 (gene ARHGAP1). The record is from RefSeq and is a predicted model, not a curated record. Gene Ontology annotation, cellular component: cytoplasm. The transcript is spliced from 13 exons. NCBI's taxonomy places the organism in Eukaryota, Metazoa, Chordata, Lepidosauria, Squamata, Gekkonidae. Gene Ontology annotation, molecular function: GTPase activator activity. The coding region runs from base 160 to 1467 and encodes 435 amino acids. Gene Ontology annotation, biological process: negative regulation of endocytic recycling; small GTPase-mediated signal transduction.
CUGGCGAGCGGAGGGGUGCACGUUGUUGGGUGCGCGUUAUCAGCGGCGGAUGCGGAGUGGCCGCUUCCUCCUGAUGAUAUAAGCGCCGGAUUCCACUAGGCAGGGACGUGUACCCUUUGCAGUCUUCUUUCUAGGAUCUGCUGUUAAAGUUUAAGAAGUAUGGAGCAGUAUCCAGAUCUGCAGGAAGAUCUGAGUCUGGAGGACACCAAUGAAUCCCUUAAUCAGCUCAAGUUGGCUUCCCUAGAUGAAAAGAACUGGCCAGCAGAUGAAAUGCCCAUUUUCCCCAAAUCAGAUGACACCAAGAGCUCCCCUGAUUCUGUCACUCACCUGCGAUGGGAUGACCCCUACUAUGACAUUGCUAGGCACCAGAUUGUGGAAGUAGCAGGCGAUGACAAGUAUGGGCGGAAAGUGAUAGUGUUCAGUGCCUGCCGGAUGCCUCCCAGCCAUCAACUUGAUCACGUGAAGCUGCUGAGCUAUUUGAAAUACACUUUGGACCAGUAUGUGGAGAGUGACUAUACCUUAGUGUAUCUGCAUCAUGGCCUGACCAGUGAGAACAAGCCAUCCCUGAGCUGGCUGCGGGAUGCCUAUCGGGAAUUUGACCGCAAAUACAAAAAGAACAUUAAAGCAUUGUACAUUGUACAUCCAACUAUGUUCAUCAAGACACUACUGAUUCUCUUCAAGCCCUUGAUCAGCUUUAAGUUUGGGCGGAAGAUUUUCUAUGCAAACUACUUGAGUGAUCUGGAGGAGCAUGUGAAGCUGGAGCAGCUGGGGAUCCCAAGCCAGGUGCUAAAGUAUGAUGAGUAUCUGCGAUCACUGCAAAAGCCCUCCCAGGUGCCUCAGAAGACAACCCCGCCUCGCCCUCCCCUGCCAAACCAGCAGUUUGGAAUCUCUCUCCAGCACUUAAAGGAGAAGAGCUCAGACCAGAACCCCAUUCCUCUGGUGGUCAGGGAGACUACUGGGUAUCUACUGGAGCAUGCUCUCACCACAGAGGGGAUUUUCCGGCGUUCAGCAAACACACAGACUGUCAGAGAAGUUCAGCAAAAAUACAACAUGGGACUGCCUGUGGACUUCUUGCAAUAUGAAGAUGUGCAUCUCCCAGCUGUGAUUCUCAAGACUUUUUUGCGGGACCUCCCUGAGCCACUCCUUACCUUUGGUCUCUAUGGUGAUGUUGUCAAUUUCUACAAUGUGGAGGAAGAGAAGCGUGUGGAUGUUGUUCGCAAAACACUCCAAACUCUCCCAGAGGAGAACUACCAAGUCCUGUGUUCACUGAUGACCUUCCUUGGGCAGGUCUCUGCUCACAGUGACAUCAACAAGAUGACCAACGCUAAUUUGGCAGUGGUUUUUGGCCCAAACCUGCUCUGGGCCAAAGAUGCAGCUAUCACCCUCAAAGCCAUCAAUCCUAUCAACACCUUCACCAAGUUUCUACUGGACAACCAGAAGGAGCUUUUUGAAAAUAUGGAGGCUUGACCCACAACCUGUCUGUUCUAGCACACCAUGUGUCCACUGUGACCACCUUCUUCUCUGUCCCUCCCCCUUUCCUAUUCUACCUUGUCUUGGAGCUGUGGCCAAAUCUGCGGAAGCUCCAGAUGAUGAGCCGGGUGAAAGAAGGCUGUGGAGAUGGUACCGUCAAGGAAAUAUGUGUGCUGUGAGAGAUGAUCAAGUGGGGUGGGAAGCUGGCCUCCCCACCCAUGGGAAAGGAGCCCUGCUAUGGCUGUGUCAGGGACGUAAGCAACCACAGGAUGCUCUUAAAUGCUACUGUUUCCUUUCUCUUUCUUUCAUGAGUUGCUCUCCUCAAAUGAGUUUCAGAGGACCCCAGCAGAACCAUUUCUUCCGUCCUUCUAUGAUUGAUUGGGUCUAAUGCAUGUCCCUGCAAUGUGCCUGACAAGGAGGACUCCAUUUUAAUUCCUGUUCUGUGCCCAGAGUUGGUUCUACAGGUUACCCAAAUCAGGCCAGUCUUGCAAUUCUGAGCAACCCCUUAUUUUGAAAGGCUGCUGAGCACAACAUGUGUCCUCAACUCUGACAGAAGAACUGAAUCCUAGUCACAGGGUAUACUUAGGCUGUGGCACCUGGCUAGAGAAGACUGCAUUGAGCUGGGAAUACCCAGUCACCCUACUCGUGCAGAGAGCAGUCUGUCCUUUUCAUGGAGCUGUAGCUCUCACUGCAGGUGUUAGGAAGUUUCCCUCAGUUUGGUUGCCACCUUCCAAUAUUGUGAAGUUUUUUCCUCUUUUGCCAUGCCUUUCAGCAGUCCUGCCACCAAAGCUUCUCUCCAAACCCUUGCAAGUAAGCCUUUUCUCUUCAUUGUAUGUGUGUGCGCGUGCGCGCGUUUUCUGACCAGUGAAUCAGUGGAGAUCAUGCAAGGGAUAUGUACCCUGGUGGUAUUGGCUCCCCAAACUGCCAUAGUCCAAAUUAAACACUGCCGUUCUUGUGAAGCACAGGCACCCUGUUUACUGACAGCCUCCCCACUGGGAUCAGGCUGUCUGCCAGCAAAGGGCUGGUUGUUGAAACCAGACAUCCUGCAGGAACCUUUGCCUUGUGCCAAAGUCGGGGGAAGGUGAGCUUUCCCAUUCAAGUAAGCUUGUCAGCCUUGAUCCUCUAACAAUGCUUGAGUGGAUCUGAUGUACCCUUUGUUUCCUUAGCAUUUGGAUAAGAAGCAUUGCCAGAACCUGCAAGAAGUGGUGUGAUCCUACUGUAUAGUCAAGACGGUUCUUUGCAUAUGUAAACCGUUCUUUCUUUAGAUCAGGAAGUUUAGCCAGUCUCAACUUGCCCUAGGCACAGAUGUCCUAAGCCAAUCUGGUUUUUAUAGAACAGCCAUUUCCUAGUUGGACCUGUGGCAGCUUCUGCUUUUUAUUAAGACUAAAAGGUACAUGUUCAUGGUGUCUCACUUUCAGCUGUCUUAUGGCUGUUUUAUCUGCAUCUAGCCCAUAAACUGACCUUGUAAAAUAGCAGAUCUGGAGUUCACAGGAUUGUGGAGAAAUGUAAAAAGCAUUGCAUACAAACCUAGAACUGGUGCACUCCUGUCUCCGAAUGAUUUGAGCAGGAAGACAUUUUGUGACAAAUUACCAGUGAGCGCUGUCAGGGGCACUAACAUUGCAACAUUCCACAGCUCCACUAUUGGCUGCAACUGUUGCUUUGGCUUUGGGGAGAAUGAUUUUAAAAGGGGAUUUUGGCAAUGACGAAUUUACCAUGAAUAACAAGAUACAGUCACGAUGGGCUUGCUCAUCCUGCACAAGACACAGGAUCAGUUCUUGUGAAGAAAACAGUAAUUCUUAUAGAAAGGAGGUUCAAACCUAGAGGAGCUCAUUCUGCUCUUGGUAGGGAUUCCAAUGUUCUGUUCAAUUGAGACAUAAGGAGCUUUUGCCAAGAAUGAAAAACGAUGAUAUGGAUUUGCCAGGAGCAAGUGUUUCUUGUUCAGAAUACAGCUUAGCAUGAUUAAAUAGGGCAGUGGCUUGUUUGGUGAAACUGUUCUUAUACUGGGCUUGUGGCUUUGCUUUUUAGUUGCUUGUUGGGCUGCCCAGCUCACAAUUGCUGCCUUUCAGGGCAUAGCUUGGUGAAUCCAGGCUGGGACCUCUGGUCCUGUUCCAAGCUAGAGGGCUGUUGGGUUGCUUGCCCUACUUCAGAGUACCCAGGGAGGAAAGCAAGGCUGAUGGUUUUCAAGGAGACAUGCAGUCCAGGCACUUCCAGGUAUGUUCACUGCUGUCUGGCUUCUGGGAUGCACAGCAAGGCUGAUGCGGCUUGAAAAUAACCAUAAUUCGGGCAGGAAGACAGAGUGGUUUGGGUAAGCAUUGGUAACAUUUCUUCACACUUCAAAUUCCUAAAAAGGGUGAUUUUUUCUCUCUCUCCUAUUUUUAUUCUCCUAUAUUGCAGACUUCCAUAUUACUGGGUGUGGCACACAAUGAAAGUGCAGUCACAAAACCCUGGAAGUAAGCCUGUGUAAAUAGCUCUGUUUCUUUCCCUGCUGACCUAUAGGAAGCCUGAAACAUGUGCAUGGUAGUGGUGGCUUCUUUGCCUAACCUAUUUCUCAUUUCUGCCUUUUCCAAAUCUGUUUCCACUGUGACUGUUCUGCAGUGCUGUGUGCUAAACCUGGAUGCACCCUUAGCAAAGGUCUGGGUUUUUGCCAGUUAGCGCUGAACUGCAUCUUCCUCCAUGUUUUGAAUGCUUCAGUGCGUGCUGUCUAGAUCAGGGUGGUAGGCAUCCAAGCAGGUCACUGGAAUUGCUGGUGGAUCAGCAUCUCAUUGGGCCAGUUGCGCUCUUUCCCCGCUUCUGUUGUUGUAAUAGGCGGAUAGCUGGUCAGGUAGCCGUGGCUACAUACAGCUUCCUCUGUCCUCCUGUGAUCUUCCAGUGAUACACCUGCCCAGGCCUCCUUUGCUGCUUGGUUUUCAUGUUUGUUAAUGGCUCUGAUGCUUCUGAGGGUGGAGCACUGUCUCUAUCUUUUGCUUGACUGCUAAAGCCUUUGUGUUGUGGUCCCCCAUGAACACAUUCUGUGCCCUCAGCUCUCACAGUCAGUCCUGUGUAUGUAUUGGGAACAGAGUUCUUGAGUGGUGCAGCUGAGGCCAAUUGGAUGCCUUACAGUAAUUGUCUCUUUGCUGGUUAGCAGAGGAAUCGAUGGCCAAAUAACCCCCUGAUUGUGUGCCGUAGCACUGGGGCCACUAUGCGCAGUUUACAGCUUUGCUUUUUGUUGUUAUCCUCUGCAUUCUACAUUCUCAUGAUUGAUGUUUAUUGGGUACAGGGCUGGGGUUUUUACUGUGACAUUAAUUCACAACCAUGUUUAUUUCCUUCUAAAUUGUACCAAUCUUGUAUUUCACAGUUUGCACUUUUUGUACUUCAAUAAAAACCC